Cucumis melo (muskmelon) is the source of this 1535-nucleotide messenger RNA. RefSeq names its product transcription factor bHLH74. The record is from RefSeq and is a predicted model, not a curated record. Gene Ontology annotation, cellular component: nucleus. Bases 295 to 1320 code for a protein of 341 amino acids. Gene Ontology annotation, molecular function: protein dimerization activity; DNA-binding transcription factor activity. Lineage: Eukaryota; Viridiplantae; Streptophyta; Magnoliopsida; Cucurbitales; Cucurbitaceae. The transcript has 7 exons. Gene Ontology annotation, biological process: regulation of DNA-templated transcription.
UCUCAACUUUAUGCUCUGAAAGGUUCUUUCACUUUAUAAUGUUUGUUAGAUUUUAUGCUUCACAUAUUAGAUUUCCUUUUGGUUUCAUAAAGCUGCAUAUUUUACUUUUUCCUGUUUACUCCUUUCUAUGAAAUCACCACCUUCCCAACUUUGGUCAAACUCCUCUUCUUCAGCUUCUCUUUUACACUUCUAAAUUUCAGUCCUUUAUUCGGUUUUUCUGACACACAAGUUUAGUAUAGUAUCCUUUGGUUUUUCUUUUUCUUUUGAAUUUGGUUUGGCUGCCCAAAUUGGGAAAUGGCUGGUUCUACUUCUGGCUUUCAAUGUGAAAUAAUGAAGUGUUCUUUUGGAGUUAGCAGUUCUCAGCCAUUGAUUGGAGUUGAUACUUCUUUUUCAUCUACUCUUGGAUCUUCUUCAACAACUCCUCUAUGUGAAUUAUCCACAGCUUCUUUGGAGAAUGAGGGAGUGAAAACCAUUUCUAACCUUCUUCAUGAUCCUUCAACUUUGAGUUUUGAUAUGUUUGGAAGUGGGAACUUCUCUGAUAUGGUGGGUUCUUUAGGCUUUCUAACUGAAGCUGAUCACAGUCAGAUCGCCAAUAUUAAAUGUCCAUUUAGUUAUGUGCAAAUUCUGGAUGACGAAGAAAUGGUCUCACCAAAGAACGAUGUAAAGUCUCAACCCGAUCGCGUUAAUGAAAAUCAAAGAAAAUUUGUUGUUGGUUCCAAUUCUUCCAGCCCAAAUAAGAAUGCUGAAGAUAACUUGAAUGUGGCAACAACUGAGAUCCUUAAUAAAGCUGACAAAACACAGAAAGUGGAGCAUAGAAUGAGUGCAAAUUUUAACACCAAAUCAGAUAGUAAACAAGCCAAAGGAGGCUCUCAAAAUGUACAAUCCCCCAAGGAGAAUUAUAUUCGUGUUCAAGCGCGACGGGGCCGAGCUGCUAAUAACCAUAGCCUCGCAGAAAGGGUUAGAAGGGAAAAAAUCAGCGAACGAAUGAAGUUGCUGCAACAGCUUGUUCCUGGAUGCCAUCAGAUUACCGGGAAAACCGUGGUGCUCGACGAAAUUAUCAACUAUGUACAAUCACUGCAACAACAGGUCGAGUUUUUAUCGAUGAAACUCGCAAAUGUCGGACUAGAAUCAAGCUUGGAGACAGAGCAGAUUCUACUCACAAAUAAUUCAUACCUUUCAUCAUCGAACGUUCUUUGUAAGAGAGGCGAAAACGUCAACGAUCAUAGAUCAAGGACAUUUCACACAAGUCCUCAUGUGAUGUUCCAACUUUAUGGAACAAGGCCAACCAUGCCAAAAACUACAUCUCCUUCAACUUUCUAACCUUUUCAAGAUGAAAGGAUAAUCAGUAGAUGAUCAAAAUUAUGCAGCUGCAAAAACCAGAGAUGGAUGUCAGUAUUUAUCCUUUGAUAGUCAUUACAUGUGGCGCAGCAAAUUAAUUAAAGACAGCAAUGUAAAAACAGUACUCAUUUGAUUGAAUUCAAAUGUUGUUCUUAAUCUUACACAUACUUUUUAAUCAAAUCUUACUUUAUCUUCUA